Molecule: messenger RNA, 213 nt
Organism: Priceomyces carsonii
Lineage: Eukaryota; Fungi; Ascomycota; Pichiomycetes; Serinales; Debaryomycetaceae
Exons: 1
Coding region: 1-213 (70 amino acids)
Source: RefSeq, a predicted model, not a curated record
AUGUUUAUUUUUGUCGUUUCAUUUUUAUCAUUUUUGCUACUUAUUUUAAGGGUAAGGGGGAUAAAUUUAGCACCGAGUUGCAACGUUGGCUCUAUGGAUGCUAGUUUGGAACGGUCCUCUAUUCCUAUCAUAUGUACGGGUACUGCAUCUAAAAGGCCCGAGUCGUGUACGGAGCUAGUUUUAGGUACAGAACGAGACGAAGAAGUAGAGUAG